AGCCAAGAACAAGGUGUCAUAGCCAUUUGCAAUAGCCCCUCAAACUCAAAGCCAGACCAUGGCCACCUACUCCAGCUUCCAAGAAGAUACAGGGAGCUUAGAAUACAAGAAGCUUAACUUUGGCAGCCUGUACCUUUACCACACCCAGUUUGGCCCCAAGGCUAACCAAGAAGAUAUAAUCGCGCCCAAGAAUGGGUUAGGCCGGACAAUCGCCAACAACUGGGAAGUGUAUGACGGGGUCGGCCCUGGCUCCAAGCUUGUUGCCCGGGCACAGGGCCUGCAUAUAGAGGCUGGUAACUGGCACAACUCCUUCAGCCUAGUGUUUGAGGAUGGAAGGUUCAAGGACUCGAGUUUUGAGCUGAUGGGAAUACACUCUAUGUGGGAGUGGGCUAUUGUUGGGGGGACUGGAGAUCUUGCUAUGGCAACGGGUGUCGUAAAAAAGGUUACGUAUGAAAGUAACGCUGACGGAAAUAUUUUGGAGCUCACCGUCAGAGCAUUCUGCCCUGUGUUCAACGAGUCAACAGUUACGGAGAGCCCUGCCCUAAAGAUUGGGCCAUGUGGUGGACCUGGAGGGUACGCACAAGACAUCGAGGAGGGCCCCAAGCGUCUGGAAAGCAUCACAGUUCGAAGCGGAGUUGUUGUCGACUCCAUUGAGUUUUCUUACAUUGACCAUGCUGGCCGAAGGCGCUCUGCAGGGCCAUGGGGCGGUCACCGUGGCAAUCCACACACGAUCCAUUUGGACGCCGACGAGUUCGUCACGGAAAUGGCCGGAACAAUAGACAAAUUCGACAUAAACAACGACACUGUCAUAACUUCACUCAAAAUCGUGACUAACCUGCAGACUUUUGGUCCAUGGGGUGAUGAGAACGGAGCUCCUUUCACUAUCCCGGUGCAGAGUGGCAGUGGCAUUGUGGGCUUCUUCGGGCGCAGUGGGGUGUACCUCGACGCCAUUGGCGUUUAUGUGAGCCCCAUCUGAACGGUGGCAUGAAGCUUGAUACGUUCCGGUGCUGGGCAUCCACCAGAAUGCAGCCGUAAUAGUAUGGGCAACGACGUUUGCCAAUGUAUUGUUUUGUCCAAUAAAUAAUAGGGGUCUUUUUCGUUAGCAAUAGACUUGGUGUUAGGUCUGGGUUCUAGUUUUCAGAGUCUGUUGAGUCUUGUUCAUGGUUUUUCAGAUCUUUGCCACUCUCAGAGUCUAUCCGUCAGUCUGGAGGGAACGACCGUCAGUCAAAGUCGUGUUCAUGGUUUUCAGGUCAAGCUGGGCCGCUAUGUCUUUCCGUUGCUCUAUUUGUAACACUUGUUUAUAUGUAUGAAAUAAGAGCAGAAAACAUAUAUCACAGUUGUUAGCGGCACCAA
Messenger RNA from Panicum virgatum (switchgrass), 1353 nucleotides. RefSeq names its product jacalin-related lectin 3-like. Lineage: Eukaryota; Viridiplantae; Streptophyta; Magnoliopsida; Poales; Poaceae. Gene Ontology annotation, molecular function: carbohydrate binding. The transcript has 4 exons. Bases 59 to 976 code for a protein of 305 amino acids. The record is from RefSeq and is a predicted model, not a curated record.